AAAGAAGGCGGAAGGCGUGAAGCGAGCAACUAAUGGUAGUGACUGCCUGUAAACGAUAAGAAGACAUGUGAAAGUCAGCAUUAAAAAAAAAUAUUCAUAAUUUAGAGUUAUGCGCGGUUCAUCGUUUAGGUUAACUUUCUAGACAGUUGAUUUAUACUAGAAGGAAUCAUGAUGUAUUCAGUAUUCAGAAUCGGACGAACGUCGAAGUGUCUGCAGCAUAUAUUAAACCGUGUGCAUGUCAGAUUACCACAACACAUCUCCGCUUCACGACCUGUUUAUGAAACACCCCGAUGUCCUGCAUCCACGUGGACAUUUUAUCCCUCUCGCUCGCUUUACACAGGAGUUCAUGUCUGUAGUAGGAGCGAUGGGCAGAAGGACACGGACCAGGUGUCAGUUUCCAGAAGUUCCCACACACCUCCAAUCCCGUCUGCGGCGCAGAAAGUUAAACAAGCUGGCAAAGACUUCACCUAUUUGAUUGUGGUGCUCAUUGGAAUCAGUGUAACAGGUGGACUGCUGUAUGUGGUUUUUCAAGAGCUGUUUUCCUCUUCAAGCCCGAGCAAAAUUUAUGGGCAAGCUUUUGAGAGAUGCAGAUCUCACCCAGAGGUCAUUGGAGCUUUUGGAGAGCCCAUCAAAGGUUUUGGGGAGACCAGUCGGCGUGGAAGAAGACAACAAGUCAGUCAUGUUGAGUACAUGAAGGAUGGACUCAAGUACAUGCGGCUGAAAUUUUACAUUGAGGGAUCUGAACCAGGAUUACGGGGAACUGUUCAUUCUGAGUCAAAGGAGAAUCCUGAGACUGGAAAAUAUGAAUUCAGGUAUAUCUUUGUAGACAUAGACUCGUAUCCCAGGAGGACAAUCGUCAUUGAAGACAACAGAUAAAAUGGGUUUCAACAGUGUUAUGCAGUAUUGGGAAUUUCAGUAGCAGACGAGCUCUGACAAUUGAAUUUAAGCUUUGAUAACUGAAUCGGAAUUGGAUUUGUCACGUUUGGAUUUUGUUGGAUUGAUCAUCCACAGAGUAGUCUACAUAAACUUGUGAUGAUCUAGAUAUUUCGAGUGUGCUUGUAUUAAAACAUCUUGUAUUUUGUGAAAGGAUUUGCAUGGUUUUUAUUAUAAAAUUUGUAAUUUGAAAUAAAGAUCAAUUAUAGAAUUCAUAUAGAAUUGUUCUUCCUUUGAAACAUUUAUUGCAUUGUAAAUUUGACUAUACUAAUUUUAUAUUUCCUUAUGUUUCUUUUAAAUUAAGUGAACAUUUAUUAAAAAAUAUACAUUGUCAUUGUUAUACAGAAGAAUAACAAAUGGUAAAAAGAAAAUUAGCAAGUGGACAAAUAAUGGCAAAAAUAUGUAACUGACAGAUAACUAAAUUAACUUUAAUUUUCCAUAUACAGGUAGUAUGUAAGUUCAAACCUGUUUUUAUUGUCCAGAUUUAUUUGAAAUGAGAUUGUUCAAUAACAUAUACAUAUAUCAACUUAUAGUUAUUAAUUUAACCUUGCAAUCAUGAACUCUUCAUUUCCCCGUUUAUUUCUAUUUUUGAACAGUUCUUACGAACUUUAAAUACGAAACGCAGCAGGCGAAUGAUAAAUAAGAAUAUAUAAAACAUUACAAAUAAAAUAUAUAGCUAACGUUACUCCGUGGACGCUUGCGAGGUCUUAGCAGCAUAUCUACGAUUUUAUUUUAAACUUACAUAAAUAAUAGUUAUAAUAAUACAUCUACAUCUAAAUGAUUAAAUUACGACAACAAAAACGUAAAAUAAACGGCGAAGGACUUUUAAUUUGACGUUCUUCUCCCAUGACUCCACGGAAGUGCAAGACGCCUGGCGAGACAGAAGAACUACAAGAAAAUCCCUCCGUUUGCUCAUGGAAAAAACACACAGCCCUCAAGGUUUCUCGGAAGCCCUUUGAGGCUCUCAAGUAUUAGCGUUUACUAACAGAGCGAGGAGCCACACUCGUCCUAAAAGCAGCCAGUGAAGGCCGAGCAGCUCGAAAAAUUAUACCCAGGAGUCGGUGUUUCCGUUUUAUGAAGGUAACGUUAAACAUAUUUUGUAGCCCGUUAGCAAAGCGACUUCCUCCGCGCAACUUAAAUGAGGAGCAGAUGCUUCGAUAGCUGCCUAAAACGGAUUAUAACGCCUCUUAAAACGGUUUAAAGAUCUUACCAAGCUCUCUGGUAUUGGUUCAUAUUUCUGUUUGAGAGCUUGGAAGCUGAUUAUGGUAAUUGAAACCAAGUGGUGAGAAACAUGGAGCUGUACUGGUACAUAGUCGUCAUAAUAUUUAUUAUGAUUAAGAUCUUCUUCUACAUCUGCUGGUAUCGUUCAAGACAAAGACAGCUGGCCGCGUACCUCAGCAAUCCCCGAAACGCUCAGAUCGUCAUUGUUGGAGGGCGUGCGUACCUGCACCAGGUCUGCGAGAGACAAAAUACAUCAAUCUGGCCCAGUUGGUACGAAGCUCAAGAGGACGGCUCGGUGGGCGAACCCUCCGCCUCUCUUCCACCAUCAUCUUCGCUUUCUCAUCUGGACAUGCCGCCGCCAUAUGAGGCAGUGUCUGGAGCACAUGACCUGAAGCCUCCACCGUACAGUGAGUACGCUCAAAACGAUGACACCGACGCAUCCCUGAGCAUCACCAUCCCAGAUGGCAACGAUUCUAGUGGAAUUAGCGAUGCCCCGCCCCCUUACACGCCCAGCAUCACCUCUCCAGCAAAUCAGCAAGUAGAUAGCCACAGUCAAUCACAGCCAGAGGGAAGGUCAAGUUAGACUUCUUUCAUUAUAGAAACACAACAAGGGCUAAGCAACAGCUUCAGCUCCUCUAGGUCUUGUUUUUCCAUCUGGACUUCUUUUCUUCUCAAGCAAAUUAUACAAAGAAAAAAAAAAAGAUUUCACUUUGGCAGUGGAUCUUGCUCAUUCUCUUGACAUGAGAGAAUUUGGAUAGUGCACAAUAUGCGAUAUAAAGAAUGAGACUGGCCUGAUGCCAUCUCCUGGCAGAGUCGAGCACUGCUCUGCCCACGCUGCUGUACCGGUGCUUUCAGUUCACCCAUGCCUUAUGCUCAUUUCCUCCAGCAACACCACAGCAGAUAGCCGUACAUCAGACACAGCCAUUUCAAUAUUUUAAAGUCACUUUCCCCGUAAUUUCUUUGCAGUAGUGUUGAUCAGGUGUGGCUGCUUGAGGAACUGUAAAUAGGCUAGUGGGUUUAUUGAUGACAAGCAGCAAGCACGUUUUGCUUAGACAAUGUUGUCGACACAUUUCUUUUCUUAUUUUUCUUUCUAAAGUCCCACAGGGAGAAUAGUUCACAUUAGGGGUAGCACGGUUCAACUUUUUCACGGUUCGGUUUGUUUCACGGUUUUAGAGUCACGGUUUCGGUACAGUUCGGUAUGUGCUAUGUUUAUGGAAAAUCUAUACUUUAUAAUAAAAUAAAGAAGAAUAUUUUAUCCAACUACAAGCAACAGCACAAAUAAAUACAAUAGAGUAAAGAAACAAAAAAUAAACAGUGAUUUUCAGUAUUUUUUUUUUUUUUUGGGUAGGUUUUAGCAUAAGUUUUUAGGUACAGAAAUGUAAUAAAGGAAUCAAAUGUAAAACAGCAUUGCAUAUUGGAUUGUAUAAAUCGCGUCCUUUGGCUCUUAAAUGUUUGAACUGGCAAAGCUUAAAUGACUUUAGUUUAAACACAUGUUAACGUGUGCUGUUCAGGUCUCAUCUGUGAGCGCACGCUAUCAGCACCCGGAUGAUGACGGAAUAAAUGACUGCUCAUAUUCCAGAAUAUGGGAUUUGCGUCGAACAAAGGUGAAUGAUAUGUCCAGGGUGUUUUUAAUUUAAAUUUUCAAUUUUUUUUUUUAUCACUGUUGUUGCAAGGUCUGGGAAGCCAGAAUGCGCAUCAAUCAACAAACACAUAAUAGCUGAACACUGUUUGUUUUAGGCCUACAUGUUAUUUAUAGCAAACCAUAUUACAGAUGCUUUGUUAGAUUGAAGUUGAACCACGGUCCCAGCGCGUGCUGAACCAUGUGUGGUAAACCGAACGGUUCAUUUUUUUGGGGGUUUUUGGUUUUUCGGCAAACCGUGCCACCAAUAGUUCACAUUAAGUAAUUCAGCCAAAAAUGAAAAUUUGCUCACCAUCAUGUCAUUUCAAACCUGUGACUUUUUCUUCCAUGGAAGUAAGUGGUAAUGUUUGGUUCCCAACAUUCUUCAAAAUAUAUUUUAUUUUACAGAGCAGAAAGUAAGUCACCGUGUGUGUGUUUCAGAAUGAAAUGAGGUUGAGUAAAUGACAGGAUUUCGAUUUUAGGCUAAACUUUCUCUUUAAAGUAUAGAGGUCUAGCCUCAGGUUUAUUUAUAACCUCAGUUUAUAUGUGAUGACAAUUAAAAAAAGAAGAAAAAAAAGAAAAUCAUUUGCCCUGAAGCACUUUUAAUGUGUUGUAAUUGCCUUAAUUCCGUCUGUUGGUAAGUGUCCAAUAUUCCCGAAUCAACCAGAGCCGGUGUGGAUGCUGUGGCUAAUGGUUAUGAAUUAAAUGUAAAUGUGUGCGGUCCUACUCUGUGUUGUAUUGCUUAUCAGGUUAACCGUAAUACACUGAUGCAUUUGAGAUCACGGUGCCCUUAUAAACAAUUUCUGCUAACCCAAGUAGACCUUUCAUGUGUGUGCGUAAGUAUGUGUGUGUGUUAUGGCAUAUGUUAAGUGUGUGAUGAAUUCAAACAGAAUUUCCUUGUGAAAAUGUUUGUGCUUUGGUGAGCGCAUGAAGUCAUCUCUGUGCAGUUGUUGAUAUCAGGUUCACAUAAUGGGAUCAAAGUCCACAUAAAAGGAUGAGAUCAAAGUAGGCUUUUAGAACAUGUGUGUAAUUCUGUUCACCCCGGUCCUUCACUAUAUAAUUUCAUUUAAUCAUGAUUUGAUUUAAAAUUCUAAUCCUGCAACAUGUAUUCUCUCAUUUAAACUGAAGUACUGUAUAUGCUAUUUUUGUAUUUAUGGAAAAACCCUUUGAAUCUCUUUCAAAAAUAAAGAUCGGUGAAUUGUC
Messenger RNA from Carassius gibelio (silver crucian carp), 4975 nucleotides. RefSeq names its product translocase of inner mitochondrial membrane 21 (gene timm21). NCBI's taxonomy places the organism in Eukaryota, Metazoa, Chordata, Actinopteri, Cypriniformes, Cyprinidae. Gene Ontology annotation, biological process: protein import into mitochondrial matrix. The record is from RefSeq and is a predicted model, not a curated record. Bases 169 to 876 code for a protein of 235 amino acids. Gene Ontology annotation, cellular component: TIM23 mitochondrial import inner membrane translocase complex. The transcript has 10 exons.